This is a messenger RNA of Trichomonas vaginalis G3, 2901 nucleotides long. Its product is annotated as protein kinase protein. Gene Ontology annotation, molecular function: protein kinase activity; ATP binding. The record is from RefSeq and is a predicted model, not a curated record. Bases 1 to 2901 code for a protein of 966 amino acids. Lineage: Eukaryota; Parabasalia; Trichomonadida; Trichomonadidae. The transcript has a single exon. Gene Ontology annotation, biological process: protein phosphorylation.
AUGAGUAAGAAGAAUGCUGACCAAAAGCCAGAAGAAGGAGAUAAUGAAGGAAAUAACAACAGUGAAGAUGAGCUAGAGAAGAUUGCUUCGCAACCGCUAGAUCGUAGCAAAAAGAAAGACAAAAAUGAUCAAACUCCCAAAAAGCGAAGGUAUUCAUUUUCCCAUCUCCCUACGAAGAAGAACUCGGACCAGAAGAAACGAAGGAAAUCAGCUAUUUUCAAAGCCAAGGAUUUUGAAUAUCCAAUAAAGCCAAAAGAAGAAGUUCAAAAAGUUACUAAAUCUGCAGAAUCUUUAUUGUACGAGAGUCUUCACAGGCUCGCAACCAUAUAUCCUCAUCAAAUACGUGAUAUUUCAGAUUUUGUUUUCCAAGAAAUUAUCGGCCAUGGUGGUUUCGGUGAAGUUUGGUUAGCCAACGAUCUUCGUACAGGCAAGAUAGUCGCUAUCAAAGAGCUUUUUGCUGAAAAACUGGUUGGUCGCAACCUAACAAAUUUCGUUCGAGAAAUUGUUACAAUGGGAAAGUGUAAAGACAGAUUUAUUAUCCCAUUCAUCGGCUACACAGUUGAAAAACCAUACUGCAUUAUCACAGAAUACAUGCCAAACGGCGCAUUAAGUUCAUAUCUGAGAAAAGAGUUCAGAGCCAAGCCCAUAUUCUCAGGAACCCAUCUUACAAUGAUUGCGAUGGGAUUAAUCUUUGCAAUACGUCAUGUCCAUAUUCAGAAAAUCAUUCAUCGUGAUAUUAAAGCGGCAAACCUUCUUCUUGACCAUCAUUUUCUACCAAAACUUUGCGAUUUCGGCAUUUCACGCUUCAUUAAGCGCAAAAUCAUGACAGAUGCCAUAGGAACUGCAUCUCAUAUGGCUCCAGAAAUCAUGGUCAGUACCAAAUACGAUAUCAAAGUCGAUGUUUUCGCAUACGGAGCAACCUUGUUCGAAAUGGUUGAGAAAAAGAAUCCAUUUGCAGGACAUCCGAUGAAAGAAGUCAUUAACAACAUCAGAACAGGUAAAAGACCUAUCUUUAGACGUCAAGAUACUCCUGAAUGCCUCAUAAAUCUAAUUGGUCGAUGCUGGGCCCAAAAUCCAAAACAAAGACCAACUUCUGAUGAAAUCUACAAAGAAUUCGCCACAGGAAAAGCCUAUUUCGCAGGUACAGACCACAAAGUCAUCGAGCAAUUUGCUGAGAAACUCACGAAAGAGUUCAAUGAGAUGAAAUACACGAAAUCUCCAAGCAAAGGUAAGACAAAUCCAUGGGAAGCAGAGGUCAUCAGGCAUCUAGAAGAGAAAAUGAUCAGAGCCAACAAGCUAGAUGAAAUGAAACUCGCGUUUGGACUUACAAUUUCGGAAGAUUUCGAAGAAGAUGUUGCUCCAAGGGUCAAAAACGAUUCAGAAGAGAUGGCAAAGACGAGAUCAGAGGAAAACCUUAAAGAAUUCGAAGAUCAACACGCAAUGAAAGCCGAAAUUGCCGAAAAACAUGAAGAACCUAAGAAAGAAACUACAGUUUUCGAUGUUUUAGCUGAUCCAAAUCAUCCCUUGUUCAAAGAGAAGGUAAUUGAAGUACUUGACAAAGUAACAUUUGAUGAAUUUCCUCCUGUUUACGGAAUAUUAGUUAAAUACUUCAUGAACAAAGAUGAUGAUUCCUUAGCUGUUUUCAUUCUUGAAGAAUUCACGAAAUUGAUACAAAGGGAUGUGAAAAUCAUCAAAUUCAUGGAUCAGUACCAUUUCUUCUCCGUUUUACCUGUUAAUUCCGAAAAAGCGCAAAGAGCAACAUUGUUUUUCAUUGCAGCUACAUUCGAAAUGGCACCAAACAGGAUACAAUCAACAAUAUUUAGAGCUCUUGGCGCAAUGUUCAGAGUUUUUCCUUAUCAAACAAUUUCUCUUUAUCCGCAUUUUAUUUCUAGAUACAGUAGAAUUAGAGAUCCGGCUCCUGCAUUGGAUUUCAUGCUGAGAUUCGCUCGUAAUUUCGUUCACGCGGAGUCAGGAGACAUCUACAUCAAAUGCAUCUAUAAACUGACUCAAAUUGAAGAAUUCGCAAAAACAAGAAUGGAAAUUUUGAAACAAACAAUUUCGGCUUUUACGAGAUCCAAAAAUUCCUUCGUAAUGAGUGCUGCUUUAAACAUUUUCGCAUUGACGUAUAAAGAAGGUGAUCAAGUUCCUUUCGAUGCAAUUAUUCGUGGACUUCCUAAUGCACAUUGUGCUGAUCCUUGCGCAACAAUUUUGUUGAAAACUCCUGAAUUUCCUUUGUCAAAAACAUUGUUUAAGAAUUUGUCAGAAAAAUGCGCGAGGCCAAAGAUUGCUCGCUGUCUGAUGAAGUUCGCGUCGAUGUCAAAGGAACACAGGAAGAUUGCUUUGUCUACAACGAAAUGGAUGAGCAUUGCAAAUCAAUUUACUUAUAAGGCAUUUUUGUUGAUUUUUGCUGAUCCUGAAAUGAGAAAUUUAAUCAUCAAAUCAAAGAAUUUCUCAUUGUUCUUGACAAAGUGUUUGAGACAGAUUCCGAAUGAAGUUUUGGUUUCUUUGGGAUCUGUAUUCAGAAGAAUGCCAAUCGACCAGUCAUUGAUGUACAGAUUGACUGAAGAUGACUUCUUCGAAGCCCUCCAGGAGAAAAUGAAUGUUUACGCGUAUGAUGACCAGAAAAUGUUGGGAGCUUUCAUCAUCCUCGACGCUUGUAUACAGAAAGGAUAUUCAAGCGACUACAAGUUGUUCAUCGAUCUGUUGGCGAAUUGCAUAGAGAAUAGCAACAACUUGACAAAACCUGCCGCUUUACUUUUCGUUGCAUUGAGUUCUCACUCAAAAAUGGCUGCGAGAUUUAAGAAAGUCGAUGGCUUAGUUUCUUAUUUCAAGGAACUUAAAGAGAAAAAUGUCAUCGCUGAUGCAGCUACUGUUUUCCUUAAUAAUAUUAGUUCUGUUUAA